UCAAAAUAGCUUCCGUCGCAGAAAAAAUGCAGGCUGGCUGGUUUUAGGAGUGGGUCUGCAACUGGUCAGUGGGUAUAUAAAGCGGGGCUUCACUCUGUCUUGCCAGUGUACACCUCCAGUAGCACACCACAACAACAACAUGGCUUCUAAGCUGAUCGUCCUCGCCGCCGUGGUGUGUGCCGCUGCCGCGCAGCUGGUGGUGCCACGCGCGCCGAUUGCCACACCUCUGGCAGCCGCCAUCGCCGCCGGCGAGUACGACCCGCACCCGCAGUACACGUACGGCUACAGCGUGCAGGACGCCAUCACCGGAGACGCCAAGAGCCAGCAGGAGUCCCGCGACGGAGACGUCGUCCAGGGCAGCUACAGCCUGGUCGAGCCCGACGGCUCCGUCCGCAUCGUCGAGUACGUCGCCGACCCCGUCAACGGCUUCAACGCCGUCGUCCGCAAGGGGGCCGCAGUCGCCCCCGCCCCCGUCUACGCUGCCCCAGGCGUCGCCAGGACGAUCAUCGCUUAAGACGGCCCGGACUCGCCAUCACGGAAGAACAUACAGCUUAGCGAAACAACUUCUGCACAUUCUGUGAAUGUACGCAAAUAAACGGCACUGACUUGGUUCACUCAGUAA
Messenger RNA from Schistocerca piceifrons (Central American locust), 622 nucleotides. Its product is annotated as cuticle protein 19.8-like. The coding region runs from base 140 to 514 and encodes 124 amino acids. NCBI's taxonomy places the organism in Eukaryota, Metazoa, Arthropoda, Insecta, Orthoptera, Acrididae. Gene Ontology annotation, cellular component: extracellular matrix. The transcript has 2 exons. The record is from RefSeq and is a predicted model, not a curated record.